This is a messenger RNA of Melanotaenia boesemani (Boeseman's rainbowfish), 1035 nucleotides long. RefSeq names its product retinal cone rhodopsin-sensitive cGMP 3',5'-cyclic phosphodiesterase subunit gamma-like. The record is from RefSeq and is a predicted model, not a curated record. Lineage: Eukaryota; Metazoa; Chordata; Actinopteri; Atheriniformes; Melanotaeniidae. Gene Ontology annotation, cellular component: photoreceptor outer segment membrane. Gene Ontology annotation, biological process: positive regulation of G protein-coupled receptor signaling pathway; positive regulation of epidermal growth factor receptor signaling pathway; visual perception. Bases 134 to 355 code for a protein of 73 amino acids. Gene Ontology annotation, molecular function: 3',5'-cyclic-nucleotide phosphodiesterase activity; cGMP binding. The transcript has 3 exons.
GACAGAAUCUGAGUGGAUUAGGGGCUCGGAGGACUUUAAAAGCGAGCCCUCAGACUGAGAGAGCACCACAAGCAAGAAACCGACAGGCUCAUCAGACAGCUUCAGGAAGACUGAACAAAAGCAUCCAAACAAAAUGGCAGACGUCGCUGCUCCCGCCGACAAGAAGGCACCUCCCAAGUUCAAGCAGAGGACUACACGUACCUUCAAGAGCAAGGCCCCUAAACCAGGCCAGAAAGGAUUCGGGGACGACAUCCCCGGCAUGGAGGGACUGGGCACAGACAUCACAGUGGUCUGCCCAUGGGAGGCCUUUGGCGACAUGGAGCUCAGCGAUCUGGCAAAAUAUGGAAUUGUCUAGAAACCAUCCCGUGUCUUCACCCGCCCGUUUUACCUACCCUCCCUGCAUCACUGUUCCUGCAUCCAUCUCAUUUGUUUUUCCUUCCACUCCCAAGUUACUUUCCCUCAUGUCUGUUCCUGACAAAGAACCAAAACUAUUCAGAGAUGUGUCAAAAUAGAUCCCUCCAUCCUCUGCCUUUAUCCUUCUUGCCACUAUGCUUCCCAUGUGGUCCUAAUGUUAACUGACAAGCAAGUAAUGUAUUAACUUCAUGUGCAGAGAAGGCAGCUUUUGAUGUUUUAGAGUUUGACCUGAUAAAAGCACCAAAAAGAAGAAAGAAAUUCCUCCCUUCUUGCACUUUAUUUUCCCUACCUUUCCACCAAAUCUCCAUCAUCUAUGCCGACUUGCUUCCUACCUCUUCCUCCUCUUUACCUCGUUUUUCCGUCCUUUAUAACCCUUGCUUUCAGCACACAGAGAAAAAAAAUGUACGAAAUACAUUUUGUUAAUAUGAAAGAGGACUUUGUAUCUGUUAUUGUGAUAUCCUCAGACUCUCCUCUUUCACCUCUUCUACUCAAAGCUGCUGAUUCAACGUGCACUGAAGUCUGGUAUUGUACUAGAUAAAUUACCUUUUGUUUUUAUAUCAGAAGUCUGUAAAUCACUUCAUGCUGUAGUAAGUAAUAUCAGCUCUGUCUAUUUCGCAGUCA